CACCAGCAUAUCCAUCAAACAGUGCCGUUCAUUUACCUACUGGAAACCAACGCACACUUUGCAGGUCAUGUUUUAGCGGAUUUCAGAAACUCGUUUUCCGUAAAGUUUCGAAAGAUCUCAGUAAUGGAAGAGGAGGAUGAAUGUCCAGAGUUAGUUCCCAUCAAAGAGAAUCCCACUGGACCCACAGCUCAGAUUCCUGUUACUAUCAUCACUGGAUACUUGGGUGCAGGGAAGACAACACUAUUGAACUACAUAUUAACAGAGCAGCAUAAUAAACGAAUAGCUGUCAUACUUAAUGAAUUUGGAGAAGGCAGUGCUUUAGAGAAGUCUCUAGCAGUGAGUCAAGCAGGAGAGCUUUAUGAGGAGUGGCUGGAGUUGAGGAACGGCUGCCUGUGCUGCUCUGUAAAAGACAAUGGGUUAAAAGCAAUUGAAAAUCUAAUGGAGAAGAAGGGAAAGUUUGACUACAUUCUUUUAGAGACAACAGGAUUAGCAGAUCCAGGAGCUGUGGCCUCCAUGUUCUGGGUUGAUGCAGAAUUAGGAAGUGAUGUCUACCUAGAUGGUAUUGUUACUGUCAUCGAUGCUAAAUAUGGAAUGCAGCAUCUAACAGAGGAGAAGCCAGAGGGUCUUAUCAAUGAGGCUGCAAGACAGAUAGCUCUUGCUGAUCUGACCAUCAUCAAUAAGACUGAUCUGGUGAAUGAGACUGAACUAGGGAAGCUCAGAGAUGUAGUGAGGUCAAUAAAUGGGCUCGUAAAAAUUUUGGAGACGCAAAAAUCCAGGGUUGAUCUGUCUGGAGUAUUAGAUUUGCAUUCUUUUGACAUUAAAGACGGUAUACGGUUAGCUGAAAAGCUGCAGCUUGUGAGAACAAGCCAGCCACAUCUAGACAAGAGUAUGCUGACUAUAACAUUUGAAGUACCUGGCAGUGUUUCUGAAGAGCAAUUAAAUAUAUUCAUUCAGAACCUUCUAUGGGAGAAAACAUUGAAGAACAAAGCAGGAUUGCCAAUGACAGUUAUUCGGUUAAAGGGCAUCCUCUCUGUCCAACAGAAACAGAAGAAGGUGAUGUUGCAGGGAGUCCAUGAGCUUUAUGAGCUGGAUGAGACCCCAGAGUUUUGGGCAGAUCACGAGCCAAGACUCAAUCGACUUGUCUUCAUAGGUCGAAACCUUGAUGGCGAGAUUCUGAAGAAUGAGUUCAUUUCUACCUUGUCAAAUUAAGGCAAUAUAGACUAGAUGAGACCCAAAUGAAAUUUUGAUACAGGCUACUAAGCAAAGUAUAAAAAUCAUACAACAGCCUGUAACCUCUCAUAAUAUUUGAUGUUUAAUGUUUGAUUGAAAUCUAAAAUUAUUUCUGUUUUCAGCUUACAGAGAUAAGAGAUUGAUAUGAGUUUGGUGCUUUUGAUAAAGACGUCUGGGUUGCAAAUCCUGCCACUGCUAAAGUUAUAUCAUGCUGCAGGAUUGUGAAUGUAAUGGUGUUAAAAAACGGGCAUCUUUUAAACAUGAAGAACAUGUACCUGAAAUCUUUAAAGCAUGUUUUUUGUCUCUGUUUCAAUCAGUACAUGUCUUAAGCACAAGUUGUCUUUUUUGAACAUUUGUUUUUCGGUUAUUUGUCUCCAAAUACAUUUCUGGAAAUGUGUAUCUUAUUUUAAGAUUAUUUAAUUAUUUAAAGAAUUUGUUUGGGCAGGGGGCCUGGGUAUCUCAGUAAGUAUUGACACUGACUACCACCCAUGGAGUCAUGAGUUCAAAUCGAAACAGACUGCAACCAGUCUGUUAACAGACCAGUUCUCCUAAGCAACCAAAUUGGCCUGGUUGCUAGGGAGGUAGAGUCACAUGGGGUAACCUCCUCGUGGUCACAAUUAGUGGUUCUUGCUCACAAUGGGGUGCGUGGUAAGUUGUGUGUGGCUCGUGGAGAGUAGCAUGAGCCUCCACAUGCUAGAAGUCUCCACGGUGUCAUGCACAGCGAGCCACGUAAUAAAAUACACGGAUUGACGUCUCAGAAGCGGAAGCAACUGAGACUUGUCCUCCACCAACCGGAUUGAGGCGAGUAGCCGUGCCACCACUAGGACCUACUAAGUAGUGGAAAUUGGGCAUUCUGUAUUUUGAGAAAAGCGGAUAAAAAAAAAGAAUGAAAAUAAUUUGUUUGGGCUAACAAUUAUCAAUCAUUUAUCUAAUCAGUUGGACUAAGCAUUAUUUCACACUGUAAAGUGUAAAUAACCAGUAAAAUAAAACA
Messenger RNA from Xyrauchen texanus (razorback sucker), 2221 nucleotides. RefSeq names its product COBW domain containing (gene zng1a). The transcript is spliced from 16 exons. Gene Ontology annotation, cellular component: cytoplasm. The record is from RefSeq and is a predicted model, not a curated record. Bases 124 to 1209 code for a protein of 361 amino acids. Lineage: Eukaryota; Metazoa; Chordata; Actinopteri; Cypriniformes; Catostomidae.